This is a messenger RNA of Fonsecaea erecta, 1782 nucleotides long. RefSeq names its product dihydroxyacetone kinase. The record is from RefSeq and is a predicted model, not a curated record. Bases 1 to 1782 code for a protein of 593 amino acids. NCBI's taxonomy places the organism in Eukaryota, Fungi, Ascomycota, Eurotiomycetes, Chaetothyriales, Herpotrichiellaceae. Gene Ontology annotation, cellular component: cytosol. Gene Ontology annotation, molecular function: ATP binding; glycerone kinase activity. The transcript has 2 exons. Gene Ontology annotation, biological process: glycerol catabolic process.
AUGUCUGCAAAGCAUUUCAUCGAUGAUCCGACGCACCUCGUGCAGACUGCUCUCCAUAGCUUGACCCUUAUAAACCCGUCGGUCGCAUUCGACGCACAAAACCGAAUUGUGUAUCGACGACCAACAAAGGAGUUGACAGACAACCCAAAGGUCUCCAUUAUCACUGGUGGAGGCUCUGGCCACGAACCAGCAUUCGCAGGCUUUGUAGGAAAGGGUUUCGUCACAGCCGCUGUUGCAGGCACGAUUUUCGCGAGUCCCUCCGCCGAGCAAGUUCGUCGUGCCGCUCUUACAAGAGUACCCACCGAGAAAGGAGUUGCCAUAGUCACGUUCAACUACACCGGGGAUGUCUUGAACUUUGGUAUGGCUGCCGAGAAGGCCAAGGCUGCGGGAGUCGACACCGAGUUCUAUGCAAUCGGUGACGAUGUAGGUGUUGGCCGGGCAAAAGGAGGCAAAGUCGGCAGAAGAGGCAUUGGUGGCUCCAUUUUGGUUCUCAAGAUAAUAGGAGCUCUCGCCGAGGCUGGUGGAAGUUUGAAAGAAGUUUACAACCUUACCAAACAAGUUGCCGCAAACCUUGUGUCUGUCGGAGCGUCAAUGGAACACGUCCACGUUCCCGGACGAGAGAAGCCUGAUCCAAACUCCGACGAGUUCAUACCGACGGAGGAGAUUGAAAUCGGCAUGGGCAUCCACAACGAGCCGGGCAGUCAUCGUGUCUCCGCAACACUACCUGAACUCGUCAAGACCAUGCUGGGGCAAAUGCUGGAUCCCAAUGACAAGGACAGGCAUUACGUUGACAUCAAGAAAGGUGACAAGACAGUGCUGCUGAUAAACAAUCUAGGUGGUGUCAGUAAUUUGGAAAUAGGCGGCAUCUUGGCUGAAGUGCACAAACAACUCAAAGAAGACUGGGGCAUUGUUCCUGUUCGAGUGAUCGCCGGUACCUUCAUCACCUCGCUCAACGGCCUGGGAUUUUCGGCAUCUAUACUGAAGCUGGAGGACACGGGCUUGGGACCAGGCAAAUCGAUGCUCGAACUUCUUGACGCCCCGGCGGAGGCCUUUGGAUGGGCUGCCGCCACCCGGACGUCCACCUGGGAGGCUGACAACUCCGCGACCAUGGAGGGUCAUGCAGCGGUUACAGCAGAAGGCAAAUCUUCUAAUCUGAAACUCGACCCCGGUAAAGCGCAUGCAGCCCUCAAAGCCGGCCUGGACAAGAUGAUCGCUGCAGAAGCAGAAGUGACCAAAUACGACACGAUCAUUGGAGACGGUGACUGCGGAAUUGGACUGAAGCGAGGAGCCGAAGCUGUCCUGAAGGAGCUUUCAUCUGGCGAGCUUCCUGCCGACGCUGUUGCCUUUGUCAAUAAAAUCACACCCGUGGUUGAAAACACCAUGGACGGCACGUCGGGUGCCAUCUAUGCCAUCUUCCUCAAUGCGCUGGCUCACGGACUGCGAGAACAAGAUACUGAAUCAUCCACGACCGUGGACGCCAAAGUUUGGGCUGCAGCCCUCAAGUCCAGCCUUCAGGCGUUGGGUAAAUAUACGCCAGCUGUGCCUGGUGAUAGGACGCUGAUGGAUGCGCUCGUCCCAUUUGUUGAGACGCUGAGCAGCACAGGAGACGUGAAGAAGGCGGCAGAGGCGGCCAAAGAGGGCGCGGAGAAGACUAAAAGCAUGAAGGCCAGCUUAGGAAGAGCUGUGUACGUCGGGGCGGAGGAUGAGUGGAUGGGCAAGAUCCCCGAUCCGGGGGCUUGGGGUUUGCAAGAGUUUUUGAUCGGGCUGGCUGGUGCCUGUUGA